GAAAUAGAUAACGAAACACGAUAAAAAGGGAAAAAAAUAAGAAAGAGGAGUAAGAGAAUAAGGAAAGAAGAAUAUGAUAAGAAAAGAAGAGAAGGAUAUAGCCAUAGGUAAGUGUUCACCCUCCCACACAGAUAUGGUUUACACAGGAGGCUGCAUUGUUUACCCCGCGCCGGGAGGAAGAUACGGUUACUAGCGUCACGUGACACCAACGGGCUCACAUAUCCACUCUGCCAACCAUCCAGCAACGCAAAUUUACCUUUACCCUCAAAUAUAGAAAUAAGUACCAUAGUGUAAAGAUCAAGGUUUUAUUUAUAUUUUAAGUGCAUUUUUGGCAGUUUAUUAACAUCGCGUGGGUGUGUGACGCGCGUUUUUGUCAGUUUCCUAACUUUCCGUUCAUCCUCACUCCCGUAUCGCUGGUCUUGUCACAUGGGAGUUCAGUCGUUCAGGCUCAGUGUUGCUCAGGACGUGACGGAGGAAGGGUGUGUCGUGCUUGCUCCGGCCACCUGGCUCGUGGUGUUUGGUUUAGUGUUAAUAGGAUUUCCGUUCAUUCUUCCUUUGCGCGAGCCUGCAGAGAAUGGGGCAGGCAGGAUGGGGAAGUUACUGAGCAAGAUCUUCGGCAACAAGGAGAUCCGAAUCUUGAUGCUGGGGCUGGACGCGGCCGGCAAGACCACCAUCCUGUACAAGCUGAAGCUGGGCCACUCUGUCACCACCAUACCAACUGUUGGCUUCAAUGUGGAGACUGUCGCGUACAAGAACGUCAAAUUUAAUGUUUGGGACGUGGGCGGGCAGGACAAGAUCCGGCCCCUGUGGAGGCAUUACUAUACGGGCACCCAGGGACUCAUCUUUGUGGUGGACUGCGCUGACCGGGACCGUGUGGACGAGGCGCGGCAGGAGCUUCACCGCAUCAUCAACGACCGCGAGAUGAGGGACGCCAUCAUCCUGGUCUUUGCCAACAAGCAGGACCUCCCAGAUGCCAUGAAGCCACACGAGAUCCAGGAGAAGCUGGGCCUGACCAGGAUCCGUGACCGCAACUGGUACGUGCAGCCGUGUUGUGCCACCACUGGGGAUGGCCUGUACGAGGGGCUCACCUGGCUCACCAGCAACCACAAGUCGUGAUGACUGGGCGACGCUACUCCCACUCCCACUCCUCCUACUACUCUUCUCACUCCCACUCCAUCAUCGCCCCUUCCUCCUCCUCCUCCUCUGUCAUCUUAGUCGGCGCCCUCGCCCAGUCGGCAGGAAGGCUUGGCGCUGCCGCUGCCUCUGCCCCCCUGCCAGGGUGACGCGUCAUGGUCCGAUGUUUGUGUUGAGACGGUACACUCAGGUCUCCCUCCAGCCACCACUGCUGCUUCCCGCCCGCCGCCGCACCAGACAAACAGGGCAGGGUUAACACAAGCCAGGCCAAGCCAACGCACAAGGGAUGCUGAGUGUGUGGAAGGGCAGGGUGGGGCAGGGCAGGACAGGGCAGGGCAGGGCAAGCUGGCCUGGGUGCUGACAGACUGUGGGGCAGCUGUUGCCUGAAGCCCAGCUGCUCGUGUAUUUGUGUGCGUGUGUGUGUGUGCGGAGGAAGUGGACUGAGUGCACACCAGAGUCAGAAGAGUGGUGGUGAGGGACAUUUAUAUAUAUAUAUAUAUAUACAUACAUAUAUAUAUAUACAUUAUAUAUAUAUUUUUUAUCUCUGUUCUUUGAGUAUUAAGGUUUGAACAAGACUGCCAAAUGGUUAGAAUGAUCUCCUGUAGUCCAGAGUCAGUAGGAACUUGUCUCUUCAAUGGUUUAUCUCUUCCUUUCCUGGUACGUACGUAUGUAGUCCGUUGAACAUUGGUGAACUGACCAGACAAAAUGUAGGAAAAGACUAAAGCUGCUCACAACACGAAUCAAAGGAAAACACAAUCGGCGGUCCAUCGCGGCCUGGCAACCCACCACAGCAGUCCAGGCAGCGUCGUGUCACGGCGGCGGCGCGACACUCUCACUAGUUGACGACAUUUUCCGUUUAGCGAGACGACACAGAGUUACCACCGUCGGGUGACUCCCUCUCGGGGCUUGACCCUCGUACCGCGGGGCAAGCGUCGGGGCAGUGGGGCCACUCAUAUUGAUGUGUGCCCCUCAGCGCCGCCCCACCCCGCCCAGCACCCCGGGGUUUGUUAUUGUGAUGUCCUAUCUCACUGGUUCUUCCUGCGCACAAAGACAGCUCCAAGCACUGCACUGAUUACCUUAGUGUCCCGUGCUGUAUAUAGCGUCCCAGGUGCUGCUCCCCUCCCCUGCUCACCACACCAUGAAUUCUUCCUUUGCCUUCCUUCACUCCUUGGAAAGUCAAACCUCAUGAGACCCCCCCCAUGUCCUCUCCCUCUUCUUAUUCCCUGGAAAGUCAAGGUACCUCAUGAGAUAUCUGUGUCCUCUCCCUCUCCUCUUCACUCCCUGGAAAGUUGAACCUCAUGAGACCUCUGUGCCCUCUCCUUCUCCCUCUCCCUCUCCUUCUCACACCUUGGAAAGUCAAGUUACCUCAUGAGACCUCCACCACACCAGGGCUCCUCCUCCUCAUCCUCUUCAUUGCCUUGUGUGGUCAUGGCACAUCUUCCCCUUGGUGUGUGAGGCGUGUGUGGGAGCGCAGUGCUGUUAUUUAUGUACACGUCUUUUUCCGGCGUUCUUUUUUUCCUCGGUAAUAUCACCCUGAUAGAUGCAUAUUUCUUAUUUUCUCCCCUCCCCUUUCCUCCCCCUUGUAAAUAAUACGCAGAGAUAGUACUACUAUUACUACUACUAGGCGGGGCACAAACUGCUUAUGUCGGUGUGGACGUGAUUAUCCAUGUCAGAGCCUCAAAAUGCCAGCAGAUUCAUGCACUUCUGAGAGAGUUUAUCUUUUUUUUUUUUUUUUUUUUUUUUUUUUUUUCUACUAUUAUCGGUUAUUUGGCUUCCCUCGUGCUGCAUUCCAUCGCUUGCCGCUAGACUUGAUACAGUGACUGGCCAAGGCGUCAGUGUCACUGCUCCUGCACCUGAGGGAGAGAGAGAGAGAGAGAGAGAGAGAGAGAGAGAGAGAGAGAGAGAGAGAGAGAGAGAGAGAGAGAGAGAGAGAGAGAGAGAGAGAGAGAGAGAGAGAGAGGAACAGGACGAGUUUAAGUGAGUGAGUGAGUUAGUUAGCUAGAUUCACUCGUUACGAAGUGGGGUUAGGCUAGUAGUGUUUCAGGGGCCCUGUGUGGUCGUGUUUAUACCUAACGAGGCUGGAAGGAAGUGCGUUUGCGAUUAAGGACGUGCUUUGCCGUGCUGUACAUAGAGUUAGAGAGCGGGAGAGUGCGCGUGUGAGUGCGUGAGUGAGUGUACGAGGCAUGCAGGAGACUUUAUCAUUCAGCUUUCCCCAGUGUGUAUUAAUUCUUUUCUCAUUGAUUCAUCAUUUCCUUUGUGAACUUUUUGAUGUAUGUAAAUGUUGGUUUCCUUGCCCCCUCACCUCUCCUGCAUAUUUUUCUGUAUAUUUUUUGAGUACGAGAUGCGUGGGUCGUAUGGCUAAGUAAGACAUGUGUUGGUUUAUAUAUAUAUAAGAGAUUUUUUCACCCAAGCUACAUAAGUACAGAUGUUGUCCUUUUCUAGUGGACAUGACCUAAUGUGUGUGGGUGUUUAUGUAUGUUUGUGUGUGUGUGUGUGUGUGUGUGUGUGUGUGUGUGUGUGUGUGUGUGUGUGUGUGUGUGUGUGUGUGUGAGAGAGAGACUCCAGAUGUUAAUAUUCAUGCCUCACAGAGUUGGAUGACACUAGGCAACAGUGAUGGAGAGGAAAUUAGCCAGGAUCAGGCAGGUGUGGUGAGAAGUAAAGUAACCUGCCACACUCCCUGUCUGUGUGUAGCGUUUUCAUCGAAUCUUGUCCAUCCUUUUCCCAGACACUGUCCACUCCACACUCAAUUACCAUCUGUUCCUUCACUCCUCAGUCUCUCUUCUUCACUCUUUCAUUGAGUACAGUCUGCCACAGUUACUUCCUCUUUGUUAAAUGUCUUCAUUGCAUCUUGAGCCCCCUGGUCUUAGAAUCCAUCACUUCCCAGGCUUUGCAAAGAGACUCAACAGAUCAGAGGAGCUAAGAUUGACAUUGAUUGAUUGCAGUGGAAGUGAGUCUGGUAUGCUUCACUUUCUACCUGUUUAGUGUCAUUGUGUCUUAAACCCCUUGAUUUGCUAAGUCUGUCUCUUGUCAAGCUUUGUAAAGAGACUCAACAAAUGAGAGGGGCUAAGAUUGACAUAAAACAGUGUAGUAGAAGUGAGUCUGGUAUACCUCUCUUUCUCUCUGAUUGGUGUUCUUCAUUGAAUCUUGCUGAUCUGUUGAGAGCCUAUUAGUUGUCAAGCUCUGCAAGGAGAUUACAAGAAGGUCACAGAAACUAAGAUUGAUAGAAAACAGUGCAUUGACAGUGAGUUUGGUGUGUUACUUGAGUUCUCAUCACGUCUGUGCCUCUCGGGUGAAGCUUCAUACAAAAAUUAAGCGAUACUGUUCAGUUAUAUGUGUCAUUUGUCAUAAAAAUAUAUAUACUCAAAAAUAUAUAUAUAAUCAGGACGCAUCACAUGUUUAUAAGAGGUUUUUGCAAUGUUCACACAUAUUACGAUGUUCAAAUUUCUAUAAUGUGGCUUGCCUGCUCUUAUUUUUUUUUUAUAUAUAUCAAUCCCUGUAAUUAUGUGUUUUUUUUUUCAGAUGUAUAAAAAAGUUGUGAUUCCUUGUGUGUUUAAAAAAGACAUAUGCAAAUCCUCUUGUUUGUCAGAUGUUUAUAAAAAAAUAAUAAUCUUUAACAGUGUUCAUCAGAUGUUUAAAAAAAGUCUACAUUGCUAUGGGUUAUCAGAUGUUUACAGAAAUCAUUGUUUUUACUCAUCAUACUGUCAUCAUUUGGUCAGCUUUGUACUUGUGUUGUGUCACCCUUUGCCUGGGGAGAAGAUUGAGUCCUGUGACCCUUUGAGAUUAGUGACCAUUAACUAGCUUGUUGAAGGAGUCAGAAGAGAGACAGACAGACUGACAAAGAAUGAGGCAUGUUUCCUAUACUAGAGGAAAUAGGGAGAUAGAGACAGAAAUGAGGAAAAAAUAGAUAGAAGAAACACAUAGAAAAGGACUAAAAUGUAUAAGAAAUAGAAGAAAGAGCUAGAGGAGAAAGAGUGAAGAGAAAAUAAAGAAACAAGAACAAAAGCCAGAUAGAAAAGAGAAGAAAGAAAGAUAAGAAAGACAGGAGGGGACAAAGAUAGAUGGGAAAGAGAAAGACACAGAGAAGGAUAAAGAUAGAAAUGAGAAGGAAACAGACAAAAAAAAAAAAAAAAAAAAAAAAACAAGAAAAAUAGAAAAAGGAAAAAAGUAAAGAUGAUAUUAAAAAAAAAUAGAACCAACACAUGUGUAGAGAGAAACAAAAGAGAGAAGAAAACACAAAUAUCACUCAUGCAUAAUACAGUGAAAGGAAAGGUUACAAUAUUGCAGUCAACCCAGAAAUUGCAGCAUGCCCUUGUUGAAACACUUAAUCAUGCACCAGUAUUGACUCCCUUUACACACACAUUGAAACUUGCACCUAAACCUUUGUCUUGCUGGGCCUUUGCAUUGAGUCACCCUGUAACUAGUGAAGAGAUGUGAGGAUUAGACUCCAGAGAACCUUUAGAGUGAACUUAAAUCUUUGGUUCACUGAGACUUUGUAUUGAAUUAGUAGUGAUAAGAUGUGCGAACCAGACUUAAGAAAAAGCAUACACCACCUCAGAUGUCAGUACCAACCUUUACUUUUAUCUUAAGCCUGGGAAAUAGACUUCAGAGGAACCGUAGGCCACAUUUAAAUCUUUGGCUCUCGGGGACUUUAUAUUGAGUCUGCAUCUUAUUACUAGUGAUGAGAUGUGAGGAUUAGACUUAAAGGAAAGCAUAGGGCAUCUGUUUGUCAAAAUCAACCUCUAUUUGGACCUGGAGGCUUGGGAAUAGACUUAGAAAACACAGGCAACAUCAGACUUCAAAAUUAAUCUCUAGUAAAAUCUGGAGCCUGAAAAAUAGAUGUAGGAGGAAUCAUAGGUGACCUCAGAUAUCAAUAUUAACCUCUGCUGGAAACUGGAGCCUGGAAAAUCUCUUUUGUUGUGUAUUGAGUGAUUUUGUGUGGUGGUGGUGGUGAUGAUGAUGAUGAUAAUGAUAAUGAUGAGUAAGCUAUGUAACCUCCAUCGUUGCACUUCCCAUUCUGUCGAUUAACAGUACCAUGUUAAUUAUAAUGAUGUGAAGAUUCUGUUGUUGUGAUUGAUGGGUUAAUAAGAAUGGCAAGAAGUUGCUGUACAUUUUAUUUGUUUUUUUAUUUUUAUUUAUUUUUUGUCUGGUAUACUAUUUAUUUACCAUGGCAAGUUGUUAUUAUUACUUUUUUUUAUUUAUUCUUUUCUGGCUAUACUUUCUCCAGUUUGGCUUUUUUUUUUCUCCUGUGUUAAGAUGAUGCAGCAGGUUCCUUGUGGCUUGUUUGUUUGAUUACAUUAAUUAUAAAUGGAAAGAUCAUGUGCUUGAGAGAAAUUGUGUAACUUAAUCUAAUCUUUGUUGUGAAAAUGUAAGGAAGUCAUUGGAUUUUUUUUUUCUUCCAUGUCCUUGUCCUUGUUUGUCUUGUUUGUUUUUCUUUUCUUUCCUUUCUUUCUGUCUUUCUUUUUUCUUAUAUUUCUUUUGGUCUUUCUUCCUUGUUCUUAUCCUUAUUUUUCUUGUUUCUUUUUCUUUUUCAUUCUUCCUUUGUCUAUAUUUUCUUGCUUUUUUAUUUAUUCCUUUCCAUUCUUGCUUUUUUCUUCUUCACAGCUAAGAAUAUUGUAACAAAAAAAAAUCUUAGCUUGACUUCUUUGCAUUCAAAUUUAUUUAAACUGCAUUGCACCUGGUUUUUUUUUUUUUUUUUUUUUUCUGGAUAAGUACAGAUCCACACUUUUUUUUUUAUUAUAUAUAGGUAUCAAUGGCUUAUGUUAUUUAUUGGGUUUUUGCAGGUCCAUUGUAUAAAAUCUUGGUUGUUGUAAAGUAUCAGUUAUUCUUUUGUUUUGUUGUUAUGUCCCUCUGUAACAAGUGUGAGGAUGUACAGUCGGGGUCAUAAGUCAAGUAACCUUGUGUACAGACUCUUUCACUGUGUCUGAUGGUCUGCCAAUCCACUUCUUCUUUGAUCUCUAUUGUAACUUGCCUUUAAGAUUUCUAGGAUCCUUUUCCUUCUUUUCUUUCUUAAUGAUCUCACUGUUUCAGACUUCAUAGGUAACUCCAGUACCUCUUUAUUCACAUCAGUCAUGUCCAGCUCUUCACUGAUCCCUAUUGUAACUUACCUUUAUCCCUUUCACUGCUGUUUGCCAUAUUUUCCCCUAAUCACUGACUACUCUGAGACAUCUUUUCUUGUUUCACAGCCACCUCCAAACAUUCUACUGGCUAAAAAAUAAAAUUAUUCUUUUUUAUCCUCACCUCUCUCUUGUAGAUACUUAUAAAGACUCCAUACAUUGCUUUUAGUGGUUAGAAUUGGAGUGUAUUGCAGUGAAAGGGUUAACAGUUCUUCUUGGUUCUUCCUUUUCCUUUCUUUCAUGACCUCCCAUUCUUUCAGACUUCUUAGGUGACUCUGGUACUUCAUUGUUCAUUCACAGCAGUUGUGUCCACCUCCUCACUGUCCUGUGUUGUAGCUCACCUUUAGCAGCUCUUCCAUUUCCUUUCUUCAUGAUCUCUUAUUCCUUUUAGACAUUUAGGUUACUCUUCAUUCAUGUCAUGUCUUUUCCACACUAGCUUAAUAUGUUUGGAUACAGGAUCAAGUUUUUUAAUACCUUAUAUAACGGUAUUUGAUUGUAUGCUCUCCUUGUAACAGUUCUCUUCAUUGAGCUCAUCUCCGUAGAUUUCCUGAUAUAGAACCUAAUUCUUUAACAUCUAACAGUACUAUUUGAUUCUUCUGACUCUUUAUAAGAGCUCUUUAUCUUACACUUCAUAAUUCAAUGUAUCCUCUCAAUCAUAGGUAUUCUAAUAUGGUAUCUAACUCUUUAAUAUAUUACACAGUGCUCUAAUUCUAUCUUCCUCUUAUAGCAGCUUAAUCUUACACUUCUUAAUUCAGCUCAAUCUCCUGUUUCUGAAGUCCUUGGAUCUGCUACAAAUCCACCCAUCCCAGGUUUUGUAAGGAGGGUGUCAGUGGAUCAGAGGGCCUAGAGACUGAAGAUGAGGCAGAGCACAGAAGGAAUGGGACUGCAAGAAGCUACAUGACUUAUGACCCAACUGUACAUGUAUGCAUUUCAUGGACUUGAAGUGUGAUAAUAUAUUCCACAGUGUUAAAAUGAAGAAAUAUGUGUGAUGUGAUCUGAGUGAGAAAGAUGAAUGAAUGAAAGAGAAUCCUCAU
Messenger RNA from Scylla paramamosain (green mud crab), 8281 nucleotides. RefSeq names its product ADP-ribosylation factor 6. NCBI's taxonomy places the organism in Eukaryota, Metazoa, Arthropoda, Malacostraca, Decapoda, Portunidae. The transcript is spliced from 4 exons. Gene Ontology annotation, biological process: intracellular protein transport; vesicle-mediated transport. Gene Ontology annotation, molecular function: GTP binding; GTPase activity. The record is from RefSeq and is a predicted model, not a curated record. Bases 427 to 1116 code for a protein of 229 amino acids. Gene Ontology annotation, cellular component: cytoplasm.